CCUUCUUUCUUUUCUCUAUUUUUACUUCCCGUUGUUUUAUAUUAUAUGCUUGUUUCUCCUUUGCAUACAUCUACAAUGCUCUUACCGGGGGGCAUCAGCCCAAACGCUUGUGCGAGAAUCCCGAGAUCAUUAACUAACCACCUGCAUCACUCGGAAAUGUGGCCCAGGGCUGAUGGGGCGCCCAAGUCCACAAAUCUAAGUUACAUUGUCAGAAAACAAGGGAUUUGGAGUGGUCACUAACAUAAUACUAAUGCCGCUCACCACUCAUUUCUCCGCAUGCAGAGUAAGUACAACUAUUCUCCUACACAAGUGGUAUACCCACCAAAACGACAUGAAACGCAUUCAGAUUUAGUGACAACUCUACUGCAAACCUGGGAUAGGGUCUUACAGGUUGCCUAUCUACAAUUUGACCCUCAGCUGAGAGGUGGGUCCCAUGCCUUCAUCAUCAUCAUCAUCAUCAUCA
This is a messenger RNA of Aspergillus welwitschiae, 463 nucleotides long. RefSeq lists its product as uncharacterized. The transcript is spliced from 2 exons. The record is from RefSeq and is a predicted model, not a curated record. Bases 46 to 240 code for a protein of 64 amino acids. NCBI's taxonomy places the organism in Eukaryota, Fungi, Ascomycota, Eurotiomycetes, Eurotiales, Aspergillaceae.